AUGUUCCACUCGGACAAGCUACCUAUGUUUGUUUUCUACAGUUCCGCUGCGUUCGUGAGAUCUGAUCGCGUCAUUCACCAGGCUGAUGUUGUCGGUGUGGAUGACGGAUGGCGACCAUUUAUUCUCUUCUUUUGCCUCAGCUGGUUCCAGAAAAAGGAAAAGAAGCAGGAACCACGGCCAGUCUAUGAUGAUGAACUCGAGGACGACGAAGAGGAAGAAAAUGCUCUUGAUCCAGUCGCCCUGCCUCCUCCCAGGGUCCAGCACGAAGAAAUUGAAUUGAAACCGAUAGCUAGUCAAUCACAGCCAGAAGCAGGACCAUCUCGCCUUGCGGUAACCGACCACUUCGAGGCUCAGUCUUCGUAA
Suillus subalutaceus is the source of this 363-nucleotide messenger RNA. RefSeq lists its product as uncharacterized. The record is from RefSeq and is a predicted model, not a curated record. The transcript is spliced from 2 exons. The coding region runs from base 1 to 363 and encodes 120 amino acids. Lineage: Eukaryota; Fungi; Basidiomycota; Agaricomycetes; Boletales; Suillaceae.